Haliotis rufescens (red abalone) is the source of this 1332-nucleotide messenger RNA. Its product is annotated as tubulin polyglutamylase complex subunit 2-like. The record is from RefSeq and is a predicted model, not a curated record. Gene Ontology annotation, biological process: protein polyglutamylation. The coding region runs from base 60 to 1076 and encodes 338 amino acids. Lineage: Eukaryota; Metazoa; Mollusca; Gastropoda; Lepetellida; Haliotidae. The transcript has 10 exons.
AGUUACAAGAUGGCUGCCAAAUGAUGCUUUAGGAAACUGUGACAUUCGUAUUCUCGGAAAUGACGGAUAAAAUGGACGACGUUGACUUUUCAGCUGUUUCACUUGAACAAAUGAACAUUGGAAUAGAAAAAUAUCUAGAGAAGAAAACUGGAGUUUGUAAAGUCACACUUGACGAAAGGAACCCAGCGGAUCGCCAUGCAGUGUUGUCGUGGGAACAGAGAAAUUGCUGUCUUUUACCUGAGGAUUUAAAAAGUUUCUACUUGACGUCAAAUGGUUUUCACUUCACAUGGUCUGUGAAACUAGACAACCAGACUGUCCCAGUGGGCAAGAUGCACAUCAACCGUGUGGAACAGCUCCUCCGUCUUGACGUUAGUAGUGACAAACUGACACACAUUCAGCCCUCCCUAGCUGACCUGGACACAGACUCCGACAACGACGAUCCCAUCUCAGGCAUUGAGAAACCCACCUUCACUGGACGUAAUCGGAUCUAUGAACUCGACUUCUGUGAUGGCUACAGCAAGGUGUGUCUUGUGUACAAGGAAGCUAAAGCAGCCCUACUAGGUUCUGAUGACUCGAGCCCGGAUGAAUUUGAAUUUUCCAUCCCUGAUUUUGCAAGAGUGAGCGAGCCCACUGUGGAGAUCUGGUUCCUGGACCGGGCACUGCGGUGGCACUUCCUGGCAGCAUCAUUCCUCGAGUACUACCGCCUCAUGCUGAUGCACCUGGGGCUGCCGCAGUGGCAGUAUGCCUUCACAGACAUCGGCCUCAGUGCACAGGCGCGGCAAUGGUUCAACAUGUACGCUCCCAUCAGGCUGGAGGUGGACGGGGAAAUAACAGAGAUGCAUCCAGAGAAGACGCCCACAGGCACAAGUGUCGUGGUCAGUACGCUGGACGUCACCAAAGUAUUCAAGUCCAGGGCGGACAGGAAAAAACAAGCUGGAGGGGCUCAGAAUGUAGGUCAGGCCCAGCAGGGCGGCAAGAAAAAACCACCAGUGUCAUCAGCAAGAUCUCAAGGAUCACUAAUCAACAGGCCGUCACAAGCGUCGUCUCUUGCAGGAUCAGGGAAAGGCCCUAAGUGAUGGUGCAUCAAGCAUCAAAACCAUAGACACAUAUCUCCAUUGUCGCCAUUGGUGGAACAAUCCACAAGGCAUUUAUAGAUUUGCAGCUGUAUCACAUUCCAAACUGCACAAGAUGACUGAGCUGUGUCUUAAAAAUGUUGCAGAUUCACUUCACUGGGCAAAAUGGAAUUGCUCUGCAAAAGGAUACAAUUUGCCAAGCGUCUUUGAAAAUGACAUUAUGCAUGUUAACUUAUAAUAAAAUAUUUACACUGAACAA